Messenger RNA from Melanotaenia boesemani (Boeseman's rainbowfish), 16235 nucleotides. RefSeq names its product polycystic kidney disease 1a (gene pkd1a). Bases 248 to 14182 code for a protein of 4644 amino acids. Lineage: Eukaryota; Metazoa; Chordata; Actinopteri; Atheriniformes; Melanotaeniidae. Gene Ontology annotation, cellular component: membrane. The transcript is spliced from 56 exons. The record is from RefSeq and is a predicted model, not a curated record. Gene Ontology annotation, molecular function: protein binding. Gene Ontology annotation, biological process: kidney development.
UCUGGGGACGUUCCGUUAGAUUUUCAGAGGAGGGGGUUUUGACCAGGAAAAACUUAGAAAGCUAAACGCGAAGACUGAAAACCGAUUACGGUGUCAAAAAAGUUCAUCCCUGCUUCUGUUCUCGCCUCCUCACAUGAAAGGCGUGAAAAGUAGGGACGCGUGUUUCUUCCUUUGUUUUGUGCGUUUUGUUCCUUUUCCAGACUGAAAGGACUUAACACCAUCAGAGGCGAUGAGAUGUGAGUGAGCUAUGCCGUGUGGAAAUGGACAGGUUUUAUCCAAGCGAAAACAUGGCGUCUGCGUCCCGAGGUUUAGCUUCUUUCCCUUUGCGCUUGUGGCGCUCUUCUGUUUGGAGGCAUGGGGCUCCGGGCCGCAGGGGGACGGCGGUGGAAGCUGCAGCCCCUGUCCCGUUAACUGCAGCUGUUUCCUGAAUGUUCCCCAACAGCUCUGUGUCGUCAACUGCUCCAACAUCGGACUGGAAAGGGCCCCGGCGGCGGCUGACUUCCCGUUGUCCAUCGGUGUGCUAAAUCUGUCCAGAAAUCGCAUCACCUCCCUUGAUACCAGCCUGCUAGAACAUUUCACAGGCCUCCAAGAGCUGUACCUUCAAGGAAACAAGAUCAGUGUUCUCCCCAGAGGAGUAUUCUGCCGCGGGUCCCUUUCAGUUCUAGAUCUGAGCGACAACCAAAUCACCACCAUAGAAGAAAGGAUAUGUGACAACCUCAGUAAUUUAUCUCAGAUUGAUCUGAGUAGUAAUCCCUUUCACUGCGAAUGUAAGCUGGUCCGGUUGGUGAGAUGGCUCCAAGAGAAAGGGGUGCAAGUUAGACGCCCUCAUGCCAUGCUCUGCAAGAACCCGUCUGAGCUCCAAAACAAACCUUUGCUCAAUGUCAGCCGGCUCACCUGUGGUCCAAGCUAUGCCGCUUGUCUUGAAGACAACAGCAGUGGAGGAGGAGGACGAAGUGAGCUUGUUAUCUUCACUUACUCCAACCCUGGAAACUUCACACGUGAACAGUGCAACAGCAUGUGUUUCGGUUUAUCGCACCUCUAUGGCGGCUUGGGGGAGAGGCACGAGUGUCUCUGCAGCACAAACAACGAGCCCAAUCUUAUCAGCGAAUCUCAAUGUUCGGCUGCCUGUACAGAACGGCAUGUAAUGACGGAAUGUGGGUGGACUCUGGCUCGCGACGUGUUUGCGGUGGAUUUCUCAGUCUCAGUGAAGCCCCUCCUGCUGCAAAGUGUUCAUGACCGCAUCCUUUUCUCUGCUGCCGCCUCUGUCGCGCCUGUGACGCUUUCUUGGGACUUUGGUGACCUUUCACAACGGGUAAACACUACGGGGACGGGGAUCACCACAGCAGCUCACAAAUAUGGACUUCCAGGACGUUAUGCAGUCAGUUUGAUGGCCUGGGCUGGACACAAGGAGGUCUCAACACGGACGGAGGUGACCGUGGCACUUCCUCCCAAACUGGAGCUGCACUGCCCACCGCUUGCUGUGGCAAAUAAAAGUAUCGAGGUCACACUGGUCAGUUGGGGCGGUGUUGGUUUGGAUGUGGAGUGGAUGAUAACAAAGGAUGGGGUCCAGGUUCCCAAAGCUUCCCCUCACUGUCCGAAUGAUGGAGUGCGCCAUGCUGAGUCCUCCAGCUGUUUCCAGAUUUUUCCAGAGGAGUUGAGCUGGACCAACGCUCGACAACAGUGUUUGAACCGCAGUGGGGAUUUGGCAAUAGUCAGGACUGAUGCACUGCGCAACCUGCUGGCACAGAAAGUCAUACAGGAACGAGGCAUUUGGCUGGGCUUGAGUGAUGUCGACUCUCCAGGCAAACUGCACUGGGUGAAUGGAUCAGAAGCACAGGAUGGAGAGGAAGGCCACUCACCUCACUCAGCAAUAGCUCGUGGAAAUGUGUGUGUGUCAUUUAAUCAGCACGGGCAGACCAGUUCCCACCUGUGUGAUGCUAAACGAGCCUACGUCUGCCAGUUCACUUCCCAAGUCAGUGUUCCAGAUGCUGGGGUAUACAUGGUGGGCAUGGCUGUUUUUCCUUCCCAUAAUCCUUUGUACCAUGCUUCAUCCACUUCAGUUUCUGCUCCUCCCAGCAGUGCCGUGGAGAUGCUGCUGUUUCCUGCUCUGAGCUUCGUUCAGGCAGGCCGUCUCUCCUCCCUAGAGUUUGUCACUCAGGAGCUCAGCUCACAAGUCCACAUCAGAUUCCAGACUUACAGACCCAACUGCCAUAAUCCCAGCCAGCACCUGCUUCUACCCAGUUGUGGAGGUCCAGCGUGUGCUCCGGUUGCUGUUUGCGUACCAAAUGACACAGUUAACAGUGAUCCACCAAACUGCCCCCGUCUCGAGCAGUGGUGUCCCUUCCAGCGCCGGUGCCUGCCCCUGUCUAAUCCUUGCCAGCCAUCCACCUGUCCUAACUGCAGCCAUGCUCACCACCUGCCAACUGGGACAUGGAGGCCCCAAUACAUCCUAAAAGAUGAAGUGGUCUUCACUCUACCAGCAGGACCAGCAUCACACAUACUGAUACAAGACCAACUGGAGGACAUUCUGGUUUCACGUGGCGAUGUAAUCGCUCUGCAGCAUGACGGCAAUCCAUCUUCUCUUCUCCUGUGCCAGUCUUCUCCACAAUCAUUGUGGCGACAACCUGUUUGGACCCGUAAACUAUCAGAGUGGUUCAGUACUAACAACACCAGACAGUCACCAGGUACAUUGACUGACCCCACGCCUGACCCAGAGCAUCACAUGGAGGUGCUGGUGGUUGAUGGCAAGGGAUACUGGCUGGAGGAAGUAGCUUGCCCAAUCAGAGUGCUUUAUGUGGGAAAGAAUAAAACACAGCUGCAGGGAGCCCAGUUGUCUGCUGGUCUACCCGAGCCUGGACUCUACAGCCUGCUGGUGAACUCCGCUGAGCCAUCAUACAAAGCCACAGCAUCCUGCCCCUUGAGGGUGGUGCCUCCUCUGGACUUGACGAUCCUACAUCCUCCUCCGCGCAAUGGUACCCUCUAUCUCCAGCCCAACGACACCAGGCUUCUGCUUUGUGUGCAGUCUCACUACGUAACAAGAGUAUCUCAGCGCGGUAGUAAUCGUAGUGUGACUUUCCAGUCUAAAUGCCCCCCUGGCUUUUCAUCCAAUCCAGCUCUCUGUCAGCCUGGGAUCAUCUCAGGGUCAGGCUCAGAACUUUCAGAGCCCAGUCUGUUUGCAGUGCUGGAUCUGAACCUAGGAGAAGGAGAACAGAAAGGUCCGAUACAGGUGGAGCUGGAGGCUAAUAAUAACGUGACAGAGGCAAGCCUGAUGGUUGUCAUUCACCUGGAAACGCCACUCAGAGGACUGGUGGUGCAGCCCCACCCUGCACACAGGGUGCUGAUGGAGUCAGUCGUGAGCUACACUGCGUCAGUGCUGGAAGGGUCCAAUCCCACAUUUAAAUGGACAGUCGAUGACAAGCCCAACUUCACUUACUACAACUCGGUCCUCAAUGUCAUCUACCAGCACGCUGCCACCUAUAAGCUCACAGUAACAGCUAUCAACCACAUCAGCACUCUCACGGAGCACUUCAAUGUAAUCGUGGACCGACUGCAGCCCAUGGCCGAUCUCACAGUAAACGGCGUGCCAGAUGUGGUUCCUCAGGGCUCCAAUCAGACUCUCACCACCUCUGUGAUGGUGGACAUUUCAGUGGCAGCCACCUUUCGAUGGUCUUUCGGUGACGGUGGAUAUGACGAGUUUGAAUUCAAGCCUCCUUAUUCUCCAUCCCACCUACGUCCAGAUUCCCCUAAUCAAAUUCUCUUGAGCAAAAACAUCACCUAUGUCUACUCUCAGCCAGGAAUAUACACAGCACUGGUGUCAGUGUCCAACUGUUAUGAGAACAUCAGUCAGAGCAUCAACAUGAGUGUUUACAGCAUCCUCACCCGUGUAAACAUUCAAACAGAUCCACAACUUCUCAUUGGUAAAUCAGCCGUUUUCGAGGCCCAUCCUCUGCCCUCACCUUAUGGCAUUCACUAUGAGUGGCACUUUGGAGACGGUUCUGCCCUCCAACACGGUCGGCGUGUGCAACACACCUUUUCGCAAAGUGGCCCCUUCAAUGUGUGUGUAUCAGUAAACAACACCAUCAGUUACAUGGAGGCUUGUGCUGAGAUGUUUGUGUAUGAGGAGAUUGAAGGUCUAACAGGUCAAAGCUCCUCUCCCACUGAGCUUCACAGCCUUACUACAGUCAGCGCUCAUGUUGCUGCUGGAAAUAACAUUACAUGGAUGUUCUCAAUGGGUGAUGGCGAAAUCUAUGUUGGUUCUGAACCUGAUGUGUCACACAAAUACAUUGAAGAAGGGAACUACACUGUAAAUGUGACGGCCAUGAAUGCUGUGAGCUCUGGCUAUAUGAUCCUUCCUGUUCACGUCUUUGUCUUCCAAGUUAAAAGAAUGGAGCCAUCUGGAUGUGUUCAGGAGCAGUCCACCAUCAACUUUCAAGCCUGGGUGUCUGGUAAUGCAUCUGUUCAUUUGUAUGAGUGGAACUUUGGGGAUGAGACCCCCAACAAGCUACAAUAUGGCAAUCCUAGAAUAUCGCAUAUUUACCAGAAAAGUGGGAACUACCGCCUCUCCCUGCUGCUUUCCAGUGGAAUUAACAAGGCCACCAAGGCCAAUUUCUUCAACUGGGUGUGUGUUCAGCCAGCGUUGACCAACAUAAGCUUCACCCCUGAGAAAUCACACUACGCUGUUGGGGAAGAAAUACAGUUCCAAGUCAUAGCUGAGCCUGAAUUUAACUAUAGCUAUCAAUGGGACUUUGGUAGGGAGGAAGACCUUGUGCUUGUCCAUGGUUCUAGGAAUAUUGUUACAACUUAUAAAAAACCAGGUCACUACAAAGUGACAGUACAUGUUUUCAAUAACAUCUCUUCCAGUAACAGUAGUGCUGUAAUUGAGGUUUUGAUACCCAUUGGACCAAUUGUUAUUCAACAUAAUGGCACGAAGUACAAUAACCUAACACUGGGAGCUCCAUACUCUUUCAUGACUUCUUCCUUUGCCUCGGAUGUUACUUACACCUGGAAUUUUGGAGAUGGAAAUGUGUUCAAAGGUCAGAAUAUCCUCCAUACCUACAACAUCUCUGGGAACUACAAUAUAACACUGAAAGCAACCAACACAGUUAGCCACAAUGACACCGUUUUACCUGUUUCUGUGCUGUCACCAAUCCGUGGGUUGACAGUCAACGCCAGCUUGAUAAAUGUGCCUUUAAAUGCUUCAGUCCACUUUGAGGCCCACAUGGAGGAGGGAGAUGAUGUCCGGUACUCUUGGAUUCUGUGUGAUAGCUGCACCUCAAUACCAGGAAUCUUCACCAAGUCCUACACGUUCCGCUCUGUUGGCACUUUCAACAUAAUUGUGAUAGCAGAGAAUGAUGUAGGAACAGCACAGGCGAGCAUCUUCUUGUUUGUCCAACGUGAGUUGGAGGGUCUGCAGAUUUUAGCAGAGGAGAUGGACAGUUGUUGCUAUGCCACAGACCGUGUCCUACGCCUUCAUGCAGAAUUAAAGGAGGGCACCAACAUGACCUUUACUUGGAACAUCAUCAGAGAGCUGGAUCCUACUAGUUCUUUCAACAUAAGUGGGAAGACUGUGGAGCUAAAUUUCUCUAAGCCUGGUCCCUGUGACAUCUUUCUGUGGGCAGCAAAUCUUCUCGGACAGCUGUCCGUUAAUAGAACCAUUCGCUUCCUCGAACCAGCUGAAGGUGUGUACCUGCAGAUCAGCAGCAACCCAGUUGCUGUCGGUGCUCCAACAAACCUGACUGUUCUGACUAUAAAAGGCUCAGAUCUGCAGUAUCAGUGGUCUGUGGAUGGAAACAAUCUGCAGUAUAAUGAGCCCUGGCUGAUGCACAAUUUCAGCCGUCCAGGCCAAAAACACGUUACUGUAGAGGUCUUCAAUGACGUUAGCUCAGAGGUUGUGUCAGAGAUAGUCACUGUACAGGAAGUCAUUUCUGGGCUUAAUUUCUCAGCUACUAAUGUGACCAUGGAAAAUUAUGUAGCAACAGGUGUCAGUGUGUCUCUGGAGGGGGAGGUGCAAACAGGAACGAACGUGACAUGGACAUGGCAAUGGAAAGGAAAAACUCAAACAGGAAGGCAAACUUCUUUGAUUUUCCAGCAGCCAAGUACAACUGUCAUUACUUUGAAUGCCACCAAUGAUGUCAGCGGACAAGUGGUUUCCAGAGAGUUCUUUGUUCAGGACAGCAUUCAAAAGUUGGAGCUGAAGGCAAGUAAGAAGCUUGCAGCAGUCAAUGAAGAGGUGAAGUUCACCAUUUCCAUGGCCGCAGGUACAGACGUUCAACUGGCCCUCAGCAUCAGCGGCAACACCACCAAUCUCCAGGGCCUUAACCAGACCUUCACCUACGUCUUCACAAGCGUGAAAACACACAUGGUGAAUCUCACUGCUCUCAAUAAGGUGAGUAACUGUAAGAGGAAUGUCCAGGUGGAAGUGAUGGAGCCGGUGCGUGGACUUUCCAUUCAGGGAAUCGGAGCAGCGAUCCCUGUGGGUAUGAAGAAGGUGUUUGUAGCCAGCAUCCUGAUGGGCAAACCUGUUAGUUUCAUUUGGACUUUUGAGCUGAAGUCCCGCAAGGAUACAUCUAUUGGCAAAGAGGUGCCUUACACCCCAGAAGUUCCAGGCAUGUUGAAGAUCCAUCUGAAGGCUUUAAACAGCCUGCAUGAUCAGGUGAUCAACGGCCAGAUUGAGGUGCAGAACGUGCUGAAGUUUGCCAAACUGUACGCGGUGCCACAGGACACUUUCGUCUACAAGACGGUGACCCUGAAUGCCUCCAUCACGCCCAUAUCUACUCCUGUCACUUGCCUGUGGGACUUUGGUGAUGUCUCUACUCCAGUUCACACCAACACCUCAACUGUGGAUUAUAAAUAUAGAGUCCCAGGACAUUACCGGGUCCACGUAAACUGCAGUAACCUGGUGAGCUGGGUGUCGGCCCAGGUGGAGGUAAACAUCAGUGUUUUAGAGUGUGAGGAGCCAGAAGUGCAGGUAGCUCAGACCCGCCUAGCCAUCUGGCGCUCCCAGUCUGUAACGGUGGAGGCUAGCGUGGACUUGAAAGACUGCAUACGCUACAGACAUCAGUACCUCUGGGAGAUAGUUUCAGGUUCCUCGUGUGAUGAUGAAAUGAUAAAGGACAACGCUUCACCUUCUCGAUCAGAGACCCGGUCUUCUCAGUUUUCCCCUGGCCUGCCGAUGGAGGUGGACACACAACAGCUGAAGCUGUCGUUACCAAAGAUGACUCUGGCGGCUGGGAACUAUAGCUUGGUAUUUUCUCUGUCAUAUGAAGGCGUGCCACUCAGGAAAGCUGCCUGUUUGCAACUCAGCGUCAUGGCUGACAAACUGAGGCCCAUCAUUGAAGGAGGAACCUACAGGGUGUGGUCCAGGAUGCAGGACCUGCAGCUCAGUGCAGAGCAGUCUUACGACCCCAACAUGGACCCAGAGAGCCAGUCUCUACUUCACUACCACUGGGAGUGUCAAAGUACUUCAAAGGGCCCGAAGCACUGCUCCAGUCUGAACUUCGGUCUUGGCUCCAAUGGUCCAGUGCUGGGAAUCUCAGGCUCUGAGCUGGAGGAAAAAGUGGAGUACACAUUUAAACUGACCAUCAGCAAAGACGGCAUGACUCCAGAGUCCACCACACAGACCGUGCUCGUGCAGAGCGGCCACAUUCCCAUGGUGUAUCUGGAGUGUGUGUCAUGUAAGGCCCAGGCCAUUUAUGAGAUCAACCAGAACUCGUAUGUCUACCUCAGAGGAAACUGCACCAACUGCCAGGGAAAUUACCAAGGGCGCUGGAGCGCCAUGACGGUGCACAACGAGACUCUGGUCCUGGACUCUUCCUCCACCACCACAAGAAGUAAUGACAUGAAUCUGGUGCUGCGGCAGGGUGUCCUGAGAGACGGGGCCUCUUACAUCUUCACCCUGCAUGUUACUGACGGGAGUUUGGAUGGUGAGGGCGCCGCUUCCAUCAGGCUGCGCCACAACAUGCCCCCAGAAGGAGGGGAGUGUCACCUGAGAGGGGGAGGGGAAGCGGGAAUGUUGUACGGGGAUGGAGACACUGAUGGCUGGAGGAUACACACUUUGCUGGACCGGGUUCACUUUAACUGUUCAGGUUACAGUGAUCUGGGGGUCUCAGAAACUCCUUUUCUGUACAGCCUGCUUGUGACACGGUGCAGAGAAGACUACUGUGAGGACUUCUGCGUUUACAAAGGCAGCAGUUCAGAGCACUCAGCCUUCCUGCCACCAGGCUUCAGCUCGGCUCGACACCGCGUCGCCGUGUCCAUCACAGUGGAAGAUCACCAGGGAGCUGCGAACAUUGCACUUAAUAAGACCAUUGAAGUUGGGUUGCCAGAUCUACCCCCUGAGUACAACAGUCUUCCCCACUGGCUGUCCGAGCUGACAGACAGCAAACUCAAAAAGCUGCUGGAGCAAGGAGACUCCCAAAGGGUCCGAGAGUUAUCGCUGGCUCUCAUUACAGUCCUAAAUGAGUAUGAGCAAACCAGGGAGUCUUCACGGGUGUCCCGAAAUGAGAGAAAUUACAGAGUCCGAGUACGCAGCAAUAUCACCAGAGCUCUGACUGCUCUGGACCUGACCACCGUUAGCGACAUCCAGCAGACGUCCGCUGCCCUGGCACAGUGCACGGCGGUAAGUCGUGAGUUCAUCUGCGAGGAGUGUCAGAACAGCACUUUAAACAAGCUGGAGUCAAUGCUGGAGAUUCUGCAGACAGACACCAAGCAGGGCAUUGUCACCCCUACGGAAAUAGGUGACAACAUCCUCAACAUCAUGGGUGAUCUGAUCCAUCAGGUUAGCCAGUCAGCCUCCCACUCUAACUUCCAGCCUCCAUAUGUGGAUUCUCCUUCACCCUCCUCCACCUCAUCUUCCUCUUUUUCUUCUGAUGAAUACCCUGGAAACAACGCGCUGGACAUUUCUCCCUCUUCACUGGAGCCACACCCACUGCGUGUGGCAGCCAAGGCCUUCAGCCUCUCCUCCGUCCUUAUGCUGAUCCUCAUGCACGCCCGCGUGCUCAACGAGGAACCGCUCGUUCUCAGGGGGGCUGAGAUUGCUGCCACUGGAAAACUGGCAGACCCUCAGAGUCUGCACUGCUACCAUGGCAACAACAGUCCAGAGUGCCAGUGGUUCUCUAUCCCCGGAGCUUUCAACAUAAGCCUUGGCAAAGCUGCUGCAGGAAACAGCAUCUUGCAGCUGCUUUUUCAGGUGGUGUCCAACCCCUUCCCCUUCAAUUUUGUGUCCAACUAUGCCGUCUCCACAGAGGUGGCGUCCAUGGAGUUCCGCACUGCAAACGGCACCCAGAUCCCAAUCUCUGGACUUGAUGAUAGUCUGGCCAUCACAGUUGCUGUUAAUAAUGGCAGCAGCGUUGAAGUAAAUGCUGAGGGUCCCGUUACAGGUGGAGUGCCCACAGCCGGAGCCUUUAACAUCAGCCGCUGUGACUCUGUCAUCGUCCAGGUCAGCACAGGAAACGUCAACAGACAGGCAGGACUGUUUGUGCAGCUCAACUUCACCUCUGUGGAAGACCCAAGAGAAAUGGAUAAAAGGGUAAAUGUCAAGGAGGAACCCUACAUAAACGCCUACCUCCAUUCCCAUGACCGACCCAACGAGUUCAACUGCACAGACAGAAAGCGUAUCACGCUCAGCAUGACCAGGGGGCCAGACCACAAGAAUUAUACGUUCUUCUUGUCACCAGAAUCCUACGACACCACUCUGGACUAUUUCAUCAAUGUGAGCACGCCCUGCAGCCCCGACACUGUGGGUGUUCGCCUGGAGGUGGGGGUGUUUGCCUCGCUGUGUCAGUACUUCAGCGAGAGUGCUAAGCAGUGGAAGACAGAUGGUAUGGUGCCUCUGGCAGAGACCAAUUCCAGCAGAGCAGUUUGCCGAACCACGCACCUCACGGCCUUCGGUGCAAGCCUAUUUGUACCAUCCAACGCCAUCAGCUUUAAAAUGCCAGAGCGUUCAGGUCCACCAAGUCUGGUUGUUCUGCUGAUGUGCUUAUUGGGCUUAUUAAGUUAUGUUGUGGCAGCAGCCAUCUUGCACAAGUUGGACCAGCUGGAUCUGCGUCGAGCUGGUGUGGUUCCACUCUGCGGCCGAGAUGGACUCUUCAAGUACGAGAUUCAGGUCAAAACAGGCUGGGGCCGAGGGGCAGGCACAACAGCUCAUGUAGGAAUCAGUUUGUACGGACGGGAGAGCCGCAGUGGACACCGCCAUCUUGACAGCAAAGGAGCUUUCACACGCAAUGCUCUGGACAUCUUUCAUAUUGCCACGGAUACUGGCCUGGGUAGUGUGUGGAAAAUACGGGUUUGGCAUGACAACAAAGGUCUGUCUCCAGCGUGGAUGUUACAGUAUGUUCUGGUCAAAGACCUGCAGACAGGAAGCAGCUACUACUUCCUGGUUGAGGAGUGGCUGUCUGUCGAUAAUGAGAGAACUGAUGGACGGGUGGAGAUUGAGGUGGAGGCCUCAGAAGAGGCUGUGCUUCGCCAGCUUCCUCGCCUCCUGCUGUGUGAGCUGCAGAGGGCGCUGUGUGAGAGCCACCUGUGGGUGUCACUGUGGGAGAGGCCCCCCCGGAGCCCCUUCACCCGCCUGCAGAGAGCCACAUGCUGUGCUGUGUUACUGCAGCUUUUCCUGUUGGCCAACACUCUGUGGUACAGCAUCGUGGUGGACAAGAGAUCCAGCCCAAGGGCCGUGUCGAGCCUUUCCUCAUUAGAUGGAGAGACAGUAGCAGCAGGUGUGGUGACCUGCCUGAUCGUCUACCCGCUUUACUUGUUUGUCUUCACAAUAUUCAGAAUGAGUCGCAGUAAGUGUGUGACUGUGGAGCAGGUGCCACCCCAAGUGGAUCAGGAGUCAGUAGAGAUUGAUGACUUCCUUGAUAACUCCAUGGCAGGAAGUUCCUUCCUAUUCUUUAAUGCAGAGAGCAACUCAGAGGAAACUAAUGUGGAUUUACCCACUCCAUCAAUCAAAAGUGAGGACAGCUGGGACAUGGCGGAGGAGGAGACAGAGGACAGGGAUUGGCCGGAGCUGCUGAGCGACGUGUCUGUGGUGGGAGGUGCAGGACAUGGAGCGGGGAUGCCCAGGCUGAAGAGGGGUCAGGGCAGCAGGCACCUGGGUGUGGACAUGGCCUUCAACCCUGAUGAGGAGGAGCGCAACAAAUACUUCACCUCAUCUGAUGAGGAUCUUAUCAAGCACAUACUGGCAGAUGGACAGAACUUCUUUCCUCAGGCAGAUGAAAGUGAAAUGGCCGACCUGUCAAGUAUUUUUGGAGAUAAGACAGAAGUGAUUCUCCUUCAAAAGCUGAGCGAACCUCUUCCUCUAGAAUCUUUUAGAAGGGACCCACCAAAAACAGCUUUUACCUCAAAUACAGUUGUGACAGACGUGUGCCGUCCCAGACGGUUCCCUCCUUGGUGUGGACGAGCCGCCCUGUGGGGCAGCUGGGUGGGGAUCGCUCUAGCCAACAGUGUUUCGAUUUGGGCGGGUCAUGGGUUCAGUCAGAGAGUGGCUAUGAUGUGGUUAAUCUCCUGCUUUGCCAGUUUCUUGUUCUCCUGCUUGCUGCUGGAGCCAAUUAAGGUGCUGUGUGAGGCUGUUUACUAUGCUCUGUGUGUGCGACGACUGCGUCCAGAAGACCAAGACGUGCUGGUAGAGUUCCCUCGGGUGGAGCGAGUGGUCCAGCGGGUCACCAGGGUGAGACCACCACAAGGCUUCGCUCUGUCCCAGGCCCGGAACCAGGCCCGCAAGGUCCACAUGCUGCACACCAUGCUAAAGAAUUUCCUGCUUUAUAUGUUUUUCUUGUUGGUCGUUUUGCUCCUCAACUACUCUGACUCGGCUAAAGACACACACAGCUUGAGGCUGCGGACUCGGCUGCAGCAAACGCUACACACACCAGAGUAUCACACUAUCAGCAGCCGGGAUGAUGUUCUGACAUGGCUGAAUGAGUCAUUGUUGCCACGGUUACUUGAUGAGCCUUCACUCUUAAGAGACACAGGAAGCGUGUUGCUGGGCACAAUGAGGCUCCGACAAAUCCGUGACACACAGGUUAUAGGUGGUUUCAAUCCAGGAGACAGAUCUUCCGUUUGGUUAAAGGACUGGUUUACAUCCCUGACUAAAGACAAUGCGAAUGGAACAGCUUUUGGAGCUAUUGAUGCAGAUUGGGUGCGGCGUUUGGGUCAGAUGGAGGAGUAUAACAGCAGGAAUGUGGUUCACCAGUUGAACAGAAGCCUGGAGGAAGCCUCCUCAUCCUUACAGCAGCUGCAGCAGCUGCACUGGCUCAACCACAGGACUCGUGCCGUGUUUGUGGAGUUCUCCCUCUACAACAUCAACACAAAUCUCCUGGCUGUCUUCUCCUUCUUGUUUGAGUUCCCAGUCUCUGAGCGGGCCCAGUCCAGCCUUGAACUCAUCGUCCUCACUUUGAAGCCAAUUACAGAACUGGACCUACAGCUGCUUCUUAUGAUUGUCCUUCUGGCCCUGGUGUUGUACUUCCUGGUGCGGGGGACCCUGGGUGUCCUCAGAGAGGGCUACAAGUACCUGCUGUCAGCAUGGAGACUGCUAGGCAUCUGUAAGUUGUCUCUGGCAGCAUCUGUUUUUGGGCUACAUUUGAGCCGCUGCAUCAUGGCCAAGCAGCAGUGGGCGAGUUUCCUGAAGCACCCACAAGACGCCUUCACGGACUUCCACCCGCUGGCCAGACAGAGUCAGCUCUACACCGUCAUGUCUGCCUUGCUGUUGUUCAUACUGGUGCUGAAGGCGUCCCACCAGUUGCGGUUUCUUCGAGAGUGGGCGGUGUUUGGCAGAGCCUUGCGGCGAUCGGUCUGGGAGCUGCUGGGAGUUUCUUUGGCACUUCUACUGUUGAUGCUGGCUUACUCACACACAGGACACCUGCUCUUUAACUCAGUCCUGGAUGGCUACGGCAGUGUGAUCUCCACCUGUCUGCAUUUGCUGGGUGCCGAUGGGCGAGGCUUGUUAUCUUGGCGUCCUGCUUUGACAAUGACCGGUCCCUCCAACACCGUGUCCUCGCUGGUGUUUCACGUGAGCUUCGCCGUGUUCCGGCUGAUGUUGCUGUGGCUAGUCAUCUCUGUGUUACUAAGGAACUACCGGCGUGCUCGAGCAGAGCUGUACCGCCCUGCUGUGGAUCUCCAAGACUAUGAGAUGGUCGAGCUGUUCCUCAGAAGACUCAAAAUGUGGAUGGGACUCAGUCGGGCCAAGGAGUUUCGUCACAAAGUGCGUUUCGAAGGUAUGGAGUUGCCUCCAUCUCGCUCAUCCUCCACCAGCGACUGUAAGUCCCUGUGCUUGCCCCCAUUGGACAGUCCAGACUCUCCACCCACCCCAGACAGCGUUGAUGCCGGUUCUGAGGCAUCAUGGCACCCAACUUCCUCCAGCCCCUGCAGCCUGACAGAAGCUCCAGGGAUUGGCCUGGGACUAGGGUUGGGUCUUGGGCUGGGGCUGGGCCCAGGAGUGCUGGUUGGAGGUACCAGCUGGAGGGAGAGAGCAGAGACAGAAGCCUCUCUGAGGAGACUCCUCCCAACCCUAGACGCCCUGCUGCAGCAGCUUGACCGUGUCACCAUGGCAACAGAGGAUGUAUACCACAUUGAGUGUAAACUGGAGCGAGCCCAGAGGAAAAAGAGGCAUAAAGGGAGAGAAAAAGGGGAUGAUGGUCACGGAGGGAAGAGUGAGGUUAGACAGAGAGGGAAGGUGGAGGAAAAGAGAGAACGAAAGACUGGAAAAGAAAAGUAUAGAGGAAGCAAAAAGGAGAAAAAGACAGAAAAAAAGGAACUUCCAAAAGAAUGUGGGAGCACUAAUCCCAAAAAGACUCCUGUAGCUACACCUGUUCCUUUUAUGAAGCCCCGACCUGCCUCUGCACAUCCCCCCACCCAUCAGUCAUCAGCCAAACCUUCAGUCAGUGCACCUACACCCACACCAGUUAAAGACAAAUCUGCCACUGACCCUUCCCUUCUCUUCAUGUCAUCAGCAAACACUCCUCUUUCUCAUAUUCUCAAAACACCUACUGCACCUAUGUGCAGUCAUGCUCCUACCCCUUCCUUGCCAUCAACCCCUGGCCCUACACCCAUUACUCGAGACUGGGAUCCUCCCACUGACAAAGAGACCCUCCCUUCCUCGAGUUUGUUCAACCACCCAGCUCAUACUAUCACAAUCCCUACACGAAAGAGGAAGCGGAAACCCCCACCCCUUAAAAACAAGGUGCAUCCAACUUAGAGCAGGUCAGGGCUUCUUAAACCCAGAAGGACAAACAGAAGUGAAAAGUGGAGCAAAAUAAUGUGGGCAUUAAAUGUCAGGGUUAAGGACAAGAGGGGGACAUGGACAGCUGGUUUUGUCCCCAGAUGCCCCUCUUUAAACCCAGGAGAUGAAAAUAGUGGAUCAGAAAGUGGAACUGUAAGGUGCAAAAAAAAGAAGAAUCAAGUUGAGGGAUGUAAUGAGGGCUAAUUGUAGAGCAGUAAGAGAAAGCUUUAAUAAGCAGUCAUGCAUCCAAAUUUAUACUUAGAAAAACAGGGUGCAGGUCACCAGAUGAUAAAGUUAAAGCAACAGCUCAACAAAGAAAUAUUACUCGGGCCCAAAAAACUGAACCCUGUUGCCUCGUGACCCUGGAGGUCACUUGGCUUUGCUGACAAGAGCACAGAUGCGUGCUCACGAGAGGACUCUGAAAUGAGAGCAGACUGCCAUCAGUCAUUUUGUAUAUCUCUGGAUAAAAAGAAAGAAGAAAGGUGUGGAUACAUAUUGUUAUAUUUCAUAUUUUGGUCACUAUGGGUACUCUUAGCCUGUCCUAGUAAUGUUUUAUGAACCCAAAGUUGCCCGCAGGCACACACAGAUAUACGCACAUGCAGGGAUACACUUAUAGAACACUGUAGGUACAUAUCAGAGAAUGGAAACGUGUUGUACACUUCAGCCUGGUGAGGUACGAGAAAACACACACACACACAAACUCAUGAUGCUGUUGGGAUUCCAGCAGCCAGCUCUUCAGGGUGCAGAUAAAAAAAAGUCUUUUCCACAUUUGUGUGGACAGAUAAAAAGGAGACAAAGAUCUAGAAGGACAAGGCAGAGCAGUGAAAAUGAGGUGUAGUAAGUACUAACAAGAAUAAAGGGACUGAACCAUGCGGAGUCUUUACACAAGCUCUUCCUUUAUCAAGCUAUAGUAACUCUUUGUCUCUCCUAAAUAUUUUCAUUGGUUUUUUUUCCACAAUGGAGGCCAUUAAAAAGCACUUUUGUUUUGUUGUAGAUUGUUUUUGUUUUUUAAUGAAGUGUAAAGUAAUAAGCUUGGUACGCAGACCAAAAUAAAAAAAGAAAGCUUCACUCAACACUUUUAUCUUAACCUUAAAUGCUGCCAAAGCUUUUGCAUCAUUUAUGCAUCUUGAGUUUUACCAUGCCAAGUAAUUCAUUCAUUUUGUACUUGCACUUUAUUUCCUAAUGGAGCUGAUAACAAACAUUAUAUUUAACUUUUGUGUGUCAAGUUUUAACCAUUAGCUACAUUAAAGAAGCAUUCCUGUAAGUAUUACCACAGUAUUGUUGAAGCAGUAGCUAGCGGUUGUGCUUGUUUUGUAACGUCGUCCUGUUGUCCAGUGGUCAAAUCUCAGGGAACCCACCUUCUCCUUAUAAACAUGGACAGAAAUCCAGGAAAUCCAGGAAAACCAAAACUGGGUGAGAUAUGAAUAUUUCCAGUUAACUGAAUGAAAUUGACACAGUGAUGUUUGGUAGUUAAGAUACUAAAUAAAGACAUUUUUAAAGAGGAUGUUAUCAUUUUAAAGCAUGCAUACAACCCAAAAUUUGAUUUGUUUCAUUCUACCCUAUAACUCCCCGAUUUUCCUAUCUUCUUUGUCUCAUGUGUACAUUUCUGUAUAUAUUUGCUCCAUAUGAUGUAUAUAUUUUUGCUUCUUCUGGAUUAAUUGUGCUCAGUGACAUAUAUGUAGGUCAAGCACUGGUGUUGCAAACUCCAAAGUUUUACAUUUCUCUGGUCUAAUGGAAGCACAACAGCCAAAGACUUUAAUGCAUUUAAUGUUUGACAACAUAUAUGCUAAGAUAACAGAAAGUUGUCCAGAUAGUCCUCCUAGAAGCCUCAUAUUUCUGCUCUUUGUGUACGAUGUAUAACAGCGUAGUGCCAAAGCUAAUGUUCGCCUCUACGUCUUCUGUUUUUGUUUUACAUCAGUCCUUGAAAAAGUUUGUUUACGCUUUUUUUGUAUCUCCUCUGUAUUCUGCAGUUGUAGCACUUGUCAUGCUUUUGCACUUGACAAUGUCAAAUAAAGGAUUUGACAGCUGA